Impatiens glandulifera is the source of this 2708-nucleotide messenger RNA. Its product is annotated as pentatricopeptide repeat-containing protein At5g02860. The transcript has a single exon. Gene Ontology annotation, molecular function: protein binding. The coding region runs from base 63 to 2513 and encodes 816 amino acids. NCBI's taxonomy places the organism in Eukaryota, Viridiplantae, Streptophyta, Magnoliopsida, Ericales, Balsaminaceae. The record is from RefSeq and is a predicted model, not a curated record.
UAUCUAUCUAAUAUCUAUAUCCUCCAUUUUCACAUUCUCAUUCGAAAUCAGAUUUCUCAGCCAUGGCGGACAAGCUAUCUCUCCCACUUCUUCUUCCAAACCCUCCUCUUUCAAGACCCUUCUUUCAAGACCCAUCGCCAAACCACCUCCAAGUUCCAUCUCUGAAGCCAUCUCAACCUCAAUUGACACCUCUUCUCCAAGACCUUCUCCCUCACAAGAACAUAAACACCAAUCAAUCCCCAAUCCCCAGGUUGCGCCGUCGCAUAGGAAAGCACAAAGACAUGAACAAAGGAAAACCCUGGUCUCACCACCGUCUAUCUCCUCAAGGUCAGCUCACUCUUCAAAUUCUCAUUUCCCCCAAUUUUAACAUUACUCAACUCCACGAAACCUUGCUCAAAUUAUUCGAUUCUAGAGAAGAAGAAGAAGAAGAAGGAGAAAUCGAAUUAGGUUUGUCUUACGAUGUUCUAGGGAUAGUUAAGGGUUUAGGGUUUAACAGGAAAUCUGAUUUAGCUAUUGAGGUUUUCAAUUGGGUUCGAAGACGUGAUAAUUCUAGUGUUUUAUUGAAUGGUUCUGUCAUUGCUGUGAUUAUAAGCACGCUGGGGAAAGAAGGAAGGGUUUCUGAUGCCGUUUCUUUUCUCCAUAAUCUGUACAAACAUGGUUUCCCACUUGAUGUUUAUGCAUAUACUUCUCUGAUAACUGCUUGUGGAAGUAAUGGAAAGUAUAGAGAGGCAAUUAGAUUGUUUAAGCAAAUGGAGGAAGAAGGUUGUCAACCCACUUUGAUAACAUAUAAUGUAAUCUUGAAUGUUUAUGGCAAAAUGGGAAUGCCAUGGAAUAAAGCUAUUGAACUUCUUGACCAUAUGAAGAGUAUAGGGGUCAUGCCCGAUGCCUAUACUUAUAACACUCUUAUAGCUUGUUGUCGUCGAGGUUCUUUGUAUGAGGAGGCGAAGAAUGUCUUCGAGGAGAUGAAAUCGGUUGGCUUUCUACCUGAUAAAGUCACUUAUAACGCGUUAUUAGAUGUUUAUGGGAAGUCUAGACGACCUAAGGAGGCCAUGGAAGUUCUUAGUGAAAUGGAGCGAAAUGGUUUUUCUCCAACCAUUGUCACUUACAAUUCGUUGAUUGCAGCUUAUUUGAGAGAUGGUCUUCUCAAUGAAGCGCAGGAGUUGAAGGAUAGAAUGGUGGGGAUUGGGAUUAAACCAGAUGUUUUCACUUACACAACUCUAUUGUCGGGUUUCGAGAGGGCGGGGAAAGAUGAAUCGGCCAUGAUGGUUUUUGAGGAGAUGAGGAACUCGGGUUGUAAUCCUAACAUAUGCACGUUCAAUGCUCUUAUCAAAAUGUAUGGAAACCGUGGGAAAUUCACUGAGAUGAUGAAGAUUUUUGAGGAUAUUCAUUCUGCGAGAUGCACUCCCGACGUUGUGACGUGGAACACGCUGUUGGCGGUGUUUGGUCAAAACGGGAUGGAUUCAGAAGUCUCGGGCGUGUUCAGGGAGAUGAAGAGAGAAGGGUUUGUAGCCGAGAGAGAUACUUUCAACACGCUGAUAAGCGCUUAUAGUCGAUGCGGCUCGUUCGAGCAAGCGAUGGAUAUGUACAAGAGGAUGUUGGAAUCGGGUGUAAUUCCUGAUCUCUCCACUUACAAUUCUGUUCUAGCCGCAUUGGCUCGAGGAGGGCUUUGGGAGCAGUCGGAGAGGGUUCUCAACGAGAUGAGUGAACACGGGUGCAAACCAAACGAGCUUACGCAUAGCUCGUUGCUUCACGCUUACGCAAACGGGAAGGCGAUCGAAAAGAUGCGUUCUUUUCAAGAGAGGAUACACUCGGGCGCGAUUGAAUCGCACGCCGUGCUUUUGAAGACUCUCGUUUUGGUAAAUAGCAAGCGCAACCUUCUGACGGAGACAGAACGGGCUUUCCAAGAGUUGAGGAAAUCCGGUUGUUGUAUCGAUAUAACUACAUUGAAUUCCAUGGUUUCUAUUUACGGAAGGAGACAGAUGAUCGCGAAAGCGAACGAGAUACUUCGGUUCAUGAACGAUAACGGAUUUACGCCCACGCUCACGACUUAUAACAGCUUGAUGUAUAUGUACAGCAGAUCGAUGAAUUUCACUCGAUCAGAAGAAAUACUAAGGGAUAAUAUACUUGCGAAAGGAAUGAAACCCGACAUUAUAUCGUACAAUACUGUUAUAUACGCCUAUUGCAGAAACGGGCAGCUUAAGGAAGCUUCUCGGAUAUUCACGGAGAUGACUGAAUCUGGGCUCGAACCGGAUGUCAUAACCUAUAAUACAUUUAUUGCGAGUUAUGCCGCCGAUUCAAUGUUUGUGGAAGCUAUUGAUGUUAUCGGUUACAUGAUCAAGCGUGGAUGCAAACCGAACCAGAGUACUUAUAAUUCCAUUGUGGAUUGGUAUAGUAAGCUUGAUCGGUUAGACGAGGCGAUCAUGUUUAUUAACAAUCUCCGUAAGCUUGAUCCGUAUGUUUCUAAAGAUGAAGAACGUAGGCUGACCGAACGAUUGUCGUCGACGUCGAGAUGACUUAAAAAGAAAUUGUAAACAUAUGGGAAUAUAAAUGGUUAUUCUUUGUGUUCCAGAUAGUGUAAAUUUUCUUCCUUAAGCUAUAGCUAUGUUUCUCUUUUAAAGUGUUAAGUGUAUGAAAUUUUGCAGGAAUUAAAUUUGUCACAGCUGUUGCUAUGUAUCAAUAGAAAUUGUUAUUUUAGAGCUUGUUUUAUA